Messenger RNA from Spodoptera frugiperda (fall armyworm), 1317 nucleotides. RefSeq names its product transcriptional regulatory protein AlgP-like. The transcript is spliced from 2 exons. The coding region runs from base 1 to 1317 and encodes 438 amino acids. The record is from RefSeq and is a predicted model, not a curated record. Lineage: Eukaryota; Metazoa; Arthropoda; Insecta; Lepidoptera; Noctuidae.
AUGCAGACAGAAAAAAAUAUAACCAAUAUACCACCAGAGGAGGAGAAGGUAGGCGAGCUUAGCUCGCCUGCAGUUGUUUUAGCAGAGGGCCCGAGUGGCUCUGGUGCCCGUGGGGAGGCGCUGGACUCGUCCGGCAAGUCCCACACACGGGCCCCAAGUCGGAAGGGAUCGGACUCGGAGUCCGACUCCUCAUCCGUGUCUGGCGUGAGCGUGAUUUUAAAGCGCCAGACAAGGUCUACCUUUAAACGUCCCAGGAUGGAAGAAGGUCUGGGUCUGUCCUCGUCCUCCAACGCGCUGGAGGCCCCGGCCCCCCCUAAAAUCCCUACGGCUGCGCGGGGUGGAGGCAGGGGGAAGGCCAAGAGGCGGGCAGCCACUGCCCGGUCCAAGCCGGCUGAGUGUCCGGCUGCGGCGGAUAGCACCCUGAAAAGUGCAGCUCAGUCAGACUCCUCCGUGAUGGAGGUUUUGGACGUGGAGGGGUCAAAAGGUGCGCGCCUUUCUGAGACGCUACGCCAAGCCGUCAGGGAGGGGCUCCGGCUGGUAGCGGGGAAGAAAACCCAGUCCGCGAGAGCCGCUCAGUUAAAGUUGGUGGAGGCCGAAAUUAUGGCGGCGGCCUUCGAUGUAUGCAGAAUUCCCUCAGCGGGAAAAGUCCAUCAGGAGUUGGCCGAAAUGCGGCGAGAGCUGGCUCGCCUGUCGGUCUCGAAUGCCGCUCUGGAGGCCGAGCUUCGGUCCACCAAGGCUGAGCUUGCCGCUUGCCGUAGAAGCCAACUCCAACCUCCAGCGCAACCUCAGGCGGAGCCCGAUGUGCUCGGGCUGUUGCGCAGGGAGAUGACUGCUUUCCAGCAGCGCUAUGACGUGCUGGAAAGCAGGCUCCUCCGUCCCCCUCUAGCGGCCUCGAGCACGUACGCGGCGGUUGCAGCUAGGCCGUCGUCCUCUUCAGGGCAGACUGGCCGCGGCGCUCAACCGCCGGCUAGAACAAGAGCGGCUCUUCCAGCGAGGGCCCCAGCGCCCCCUCCGACGCAGGGCCCAGCUGUACAGACGACGGAUGCAUCAGCGGGACGCAAAAAAAGGAGAAGGGGCGCAGCGGCUCAGCAGAUAGCCCCAGCCACAGGCGUGCCUACCCCAACAGCAAGGGGUAGUGAGUGGCAAGUAGUAGGCGAGGCGAGGAGGGUCGCCAAAGAAGCAAGGAAGCGCCGCAAGAAAGAGCAGCGGCAGCGGCGGCAGCAACAGCGCAGAGAAAAAGUGGCACAAUGUAAGGCAGCGAUAGAGCGCGACGCGACGCCGGCGCCGACAAGCGAUUCACAAAUCACGGUGAAGUAG